This is a messenger RNA of Rubroshorea leprosula, 2441 nucleotides long. NCBI's taxonomy places the organism in Eukaryota, Viridiplantae, Streptophyta, Magnoliopsida, Malvales, Dipterocarpaceae. The record is from the annotation of a GenBank genome assembly.
CUUUAUAAGCUACACUGUUGCGUCUUCGCCGGUGCGGUGCAGUUUUGUUCUGCCAUCCUUUUAAAAAAACCAAAAAUUUUUCCUACCCUUUCUCCGUCGUUCUACCGUCCGGCCCCUUUCCGGAUUUCCGACGAUCUAUCCUAUUUUACCUCUCCCUCUCCUUUCUUACCCAAAAUUACCCCAAAAAAAUUCCACUUUUUUAGUGUUUAGAUUAGACCAAUCCUUUUAGAACUUUGCAAUCAGGAGAGGGAAACCAAAAAAAAAAAGGGAAAAAAAUCCAAAAAAAAAAAAAUUCUCAAAACACGAUCAAGGUUUUGCUAGGGUUUGGGAUUUGGUGAUGGCGCAGAUUCCUCUUGUUCCCGGCGGCCCCAACGGCGUCGCGGCAAGCCAGGGAGGGAGCCAAUUCGGGACGAUCUCGCUAUACAUUGGUGAUCUGGAUGUGAACGUUACCGAAUCUCAGCUCUACGAUCUGUUCAGCCAGGUGGCUCAGGUGGUGUCGGUUAGGGUUUGCAGGGACCUGACCACGCGCCGGUCUCUUGGCUAUGGUUAUGUCAACUAUAGCAACUCCCAAGAUGCUGCUCGAGCAAUGGAUGUACUGAAUUUUACUCCACUCAAUAACAAGCCCAUAAGAAUCAUGUAUUCUCAUCGGGACCCCAGUCUUCGUAAGAGUGGUACUGCAAACAUAUUUAUCAAGAAUCUGGACAAGUCUAUUGACCACAAAGCUUUACAUGAAACAUUUUCUGCAUUUGGAAACAUUCUUUCUUGCAAGAUAGCUACUGAUGCCUCUGGACAAUCCAAAGGCUAUGGCUUUGUACAAUUUGACAAUGAGGAAUCUGCUCAAAAGGCAAUAGAUAAGUUGAAUGGAAUGUUGAUCAAUGAUAAGCAGGUCUAUGUGGGACACUUCCUCCGUAAGCAGGAAAGAGAGAUUGCUUCGAAUAAGACAAAAUUUAACAAUGUCUAUGUCAAAAAUCUUUCUGAAUCAACAACAGAUGAAGAUUUAAAUAGAAUAUUUGGUGACUAUGGGAUAAUUACUAGUGCGGUAGUAAUGAAGGAUGCAGAUGGAAAGUCCAAGGGAUUUGGAUUUGUUAACUUUGAUGAUGCUGAUGAUGCUGCUAAAGCUGUUGAUGCCCUUAAUGGAAAAAAAAUUGAUGAAAAGGAGUGGUAUGUUGGGAAAGCCCAAAAAAAAUCUGAAAGAGAACUAGAACUUAGGGAUCGAUUUGAGCAAAGUAUGAAGGAAGCUGCAGAUAAACUACAGGGAGUGAAUUUGUACAUUAAGAAUUUGGAUGACGGCAUAGAUGAUGAAAAAUUAAAGGAGCUUUUCUCAGAGUAUGGUGCUAUUACUUCUUGCAAGGUUAUGCGUGAUCCAAGUGGAAUCAGUAAGGGCUCUGGAUUUGUUGCAUUUUCAACUCCUGAGGAAGCAUCUCGAGCUCUAGCUGAGAUGAAUGGUAAAAUGCUUGUAAGCAAACCAUUAUAUGUUGCCCUGGCACAGAGGAAAGAAGAGAGAAGAGCAAGGCUGCAGGCUCAGUUUUUGCAAAUGAGGCCAGUUGCCAUGGCUCCAUCAGUUGCUCCACGUAUGCCUAUGUAUCCUCCUGGUGCUCCAGGCCUUGGCCAGCAAUUUUUAUAUGGGCAGGCACCUCCAGCUAUAAUUCCUCCACAAGGUGGGUUUGGUUAUCAGCAGCAACUUGUUCCUGGGAUGAGGCCUGGUGGGGGCCCCAUUCCCAACUUCUUUGUUCCCAUGGUCCAGCCAGGCCAGCAGGGCCAGCGUCCAGGUGGGCGCCGUGGAGCAAAUCCUGUGCAACAGAACCAGCAACCAGUCCCAUUGAUGCAGCAGCAGAUGCUUCCUAGGGGGCGUGCAUAUCGUUAUCCUCCUGGGCGCAAUAUGCCUGAUGUUCCAAUGCCAGGUGCUGCUGGAGGUAUGCUUUCUGUCCCAUAUGAAAUGGGAGGCAUGGCAAUGCGGGAUGCAGGCUUGGGACAUCCAAUGCCCAUUCAAGCUUUAGCUUCAGCCCUUGCAAAUUCAACACCUGACCAGCAAAGGACUUUGCUGGGUGAAAAUUUGUACCCCCUGGUGCAACAACUGGAGCCUGAAGCAGCAGCCAAGGUGACAGGUAUGCUCCUGGAAAUGGACCAGCCCGAGGUACUGCAUCUGCUGGAGUCACCCGACGCCUUGAAGGCCAAAGUUGCAGAGGCCAUGGAGCUCCUGAGGAGUGUCGCUGCUCAGCAGCAAAGCAAUACUGCAGCUGAUCAACUGGCUUCACUAUCCCUGAAUGACAACCUUAUCUCUUGACAAUUGAAAGCAACAGCAUCUUGGCGCUGAAUUCAUUCUAUAUUUGGGUUUUUUUAUUUUUAUUUUUUAUUUUUGAGUUAUUUAGAUUUUAGGUUUGGAACAUUUAGCACGGAUAUCUCUUUUUUAGAAUUCUUAUUGCUUGCUUGCUUGCGUGAAC